Podarcis raffonei (Aeolian wall lizard) is the source of this 2956-nucleotide messenger RNA. RefSeq names its product dual specificity phosphatase 16 (gene DUSP16). The record is from RefSeq and is a predicted model, not a curated record. Gene Ontology annotation, cellular component: cytoplasm; nucleus. Gene Ontology annotation, biological process: negative regulation of MAPK cascade; protein dephosphorylation. NCBI's taxonomy places the organism in Eukaryota, Metazoa, Chordata, Lepidosauria, Squamata, Lacertidae. The transcript is spliced from 7 exons. Bases 855 to 2849 code for a protein of 664 amino acids. Gene Ontology annotation, molecular function: MAP kinase tyrosine/serine/threonine phosphatase activity; protein tyrosine/threonine phosphatase activity.
GCCGCCCCUCUUCCCUCAGGCGGAGCUCAUUCCCGGGGAUUGGUUUCCAAUGACGCCAUCGCUUUUAUUUUUACACCGAUGACCUCAUCCCCGCGGCAGCGGCAGCAGCAGCAGCCUGCAAGUUGACUGACCAGCCAAACUCUUCUCUCCCCCCUCCCUCCCCCCUCCCCGUUUGUUUUGUUCCCCACAUUCAGUUAUUAAACGUGUUGGCUCCCCCUUUCCUAUGAGCCGCGGCUUUGGAGAAAGCGACCGGGCGACGGGUUCCCCGGCUCCCCCCGAGUCAUCUUCAGUGAGGAAGAAAGAGCUCGCAGCGCUUCCUCCCUCGCCUUCCUCCUCCUCCUGCUGCCCUCUUUCUCUCAGCGGAGAGGGGGGUCCCGCUCCCCCCGAGGAGGCUCCGAAGCGCCGCCUGGCAGAGUCAGAAGAGGCUGAGGGCAGCUGCCAGUUUAGAAAGAGGGAAAAAAGCUCCUAGUCCACUCUAAAAGCCGAUGAUGUGGGAACAAAGGUAAAGAAUGAUGUAAUGGCAGGACCAGUCGAAAAGCAGCUUUUGUUUGAGUUGUGAAAUGGCUACUCUAUAGCCCAGGAUGAAUGGGUUGUGAGGGGCUGCUUUAGCAAGCCCUAUAUAACCAGAAUAUCAACUGGGAGCCGGACGGGGCAUUCAUCUUUGGAGGACCCUCUCAAGAGAAAAUGGGUCUAACUUUUCUCUUGCCAGUCACUGCCAGUAUGACCUCAUAUACUGAGUACAAUGGAAUGGCUAAGCCUUUAAGUCCAUAGCCAUUACAUCACCUUCUUCAUCUCUGCUGCAAAUUGGAGAGGAAAAAGAAGGCAGUGGCAAAAGAAGGGCCUCUGCUGUUGUCAUGGCUGAUGAGAUGAAUGGUACUCAGCUGAUAGUUGGUGAGAGGCUGGUGGCUUUGCUGGAAAGCGGCACAGAAAAAUUGCUGGUGAUUGACAGCCGCCCCUUUGUGGAAUACAAUACAUCACACAUCUUGGAUGCCAUCAAUAUCAACUGCUCCAAGCUCAUGAAGCGAAGGCUGCAACAAGAUAAAGUGCUGAUCACUGAGCUCAUCCAGCAUUCUGCAAAGCACAAGGUUGAAAUUGACAGCAAGCAAGAAGUUGUGGUGUAUGACCAAAGCUCAAAUAAUGUGGCUUCUGUUUCAUCUGACUCAUUCCUCACUGUCCUGCUGGGAAAACUGGAGAAAAACUUCAGCUCUGUUCACCUGCUUGCAGGUGGAUUUGCUGAAUUUUCCAGUUGUUUCCCUGGCCUUUGUGAAGGAAAAUCUAUUCUGGUGCCUUCUUGUAUUUCUCAACCCUGCUUACCAGUCUCCAACACUGGGCCAACACGGAUUCUUCCUCACCUUUACCUUGGGUGCCAGCGGGAUGUCCUCAACAAGGAGCUGAUGCAGCAGAACGACAUUGGCUACGUAUUGAACGCCAGUAAUACUUGCCCCAAGCCUGACUUUAUCCCGGAAUCCCACUUCUUAAGAGUGCCUGUGAAUGACAGCUUCUGUGAGAAAAUCUUUCCGUGGUUGGACAAGUCUGUGGAUUUUAUAGAAAAGGCAAAAGCCUCAAACGAUCGUGUCCUAGUCCACUGUUUAGCUGGGAUAUCUCGCUCUGCCACCAUCGCUAUUGCAUAUAUAAUGAAAAGAAUGGAUAUGUCAUUAGAUGAGGCCUACAGAUUCGUAAAAGAGAAGAGGCCAACAAUUUCUCCCAACUUCAACUUCCUUGGCCAGCUUCUAGACUUUGAGAAGAAAAUCAAGAACCAAAGUGGCCAAUCUGGAUCCCUUAGCAAACUGAAGAUUAUGCAUUUGGAAAAAAGCAGUGAUCAUGGACUGAGACUGGACAGCGGGCAGAGCAGCAGCAGCCUUUCCUCUUUCCCGCUCUGUGCUACAUCUACCUCGGAGACUGUGGAGCAAAAGCCAGUGGAAUCUGGAAACCACCCAAGUUCCCCUUUGCUAUCAUCAGAGGACAGCCCAUUGGUACAAGGCAUAAUUGGACUAAACAUAUCCUCGGACAAAGUUGAAGACAAUAACAGGCUAAAGCGGUCGUUUUCCUUGGAUAUAAAAUCUGUGUCAUGUGUGGCAACCAGCACCUGUGUUGCUGCUUCAGGAGAGGGCUACCCCUCCUUGGAGGACACACUGGAAUAUUACAAGCAUUCAGCCACCUUGGAAGGUGGAGCCAAACUAUGCCAGUUCUCCCCUGUUCAGGAGGUCUCAGAACAGACUCCUGAAAGCAGCCCCGAUAAAGAGGAAGCAAAGCUUCCAGAGAAGUCCCAGAAUACCUGGCUGCUGGACAGCCACAGCAAAUGGCAGCACUUGGGGAGAACCGCUAGCACCACCCAGAGGUCACUCUUGUACCCACUGCAUCGAAGUGGCAGCAUGGAAGACAACUAUAAAACUAACUUCCUCUUUGGCCUUUCCACCAGCCAGCAGCAUUUGGCAAAGUCUGCUGCUGGGCUGGGCCUGAAGGGCUGGCACUCAGACAUCUUAGCCCCACAGGCUUCCGCGACACCUUUGGCUAACAGCUGGUAUUUUGCUACGGACACCUCUCGCUUUUACUCUGCAUCGGCUAUAUAUGGGAGCAGCACAGCCUACUCUGCCUAUAGCUGCAGCCAGCUGCCCACGGGGUGUGAGCAAGCCUAUGCCGUUCGCAGGAGGGAGAAGCAUGGAGACAGGGGGGACUCGCGGCGCAGCUGGCAUGAGGAGAGCUCCUUUGAGAAGCAGUUCAAGAGAAGGAGCUGCCAGAUGGAAUUUGGGGAAAGUAUCAUGUCCGAGAACAGGUCCCGAGAGGAACUUGGGAAAGUGGGCAGCCAAUCUAGCUUCUCAGGCAGCAUGGAGAUUAUUGAAGUAUCUUGAAGCUCUAUUCUAAGAUUUACAUUUCUCCCUUUCUUCUGUGUCAAACAAUUCCCUGUAAAUCUGAAAUUUGAAAAGAAUGCAAAUUGUGUGGCUUCAAUGUGAAGGAA